GUAGAUGAAUUCUAUGUGUGUUUACAGUUUACUGAGGCAGCAGAGUGAAACUGUGACCUCAACAACAACAAAAGGAUUGCAAAAGCGCUCGUGGCUUAUGAAAGGAGCAUCAUGUAACCUUUUUGUUUUGGGUGUGCUGCCCCUUUAAACAGCAGGCGUGGCUCCGCUUACUACGGGCCCCGCCUCCCGCGCAUAACAGCCAAUUCUCUGCCCUCGCUCUGGACCAUAUUCGUGCAGCAGUCCUGCGAAGAAAGUGACCGCAGCCGGGCCACUUGAGCGGCGGGGAGCGCGAACCGAGCGGACCGUCCGACGCCUCGCCGAGGGGAUUCCUACCCUCCAGGAGCAGACGGGGAAACAGCGGGACGCUACGCGCUUCGAAGCGGCAGAGCUGGAGUCCAACGGAGCGGAGCGAAGGAGGGGAAGGACGGCUCUCGUCGCUGCGGGCUUUUGGACCCUUUAAUUUUACGCACAGGACCUAUGAAGACGCGGACAGGUCAUCCUCUCGCAACCGCAGACAGAAGCACCACGGAGUGAUUCACGCCCCCUCCAGCCCCCGUCACCUCACCCCGCCUGUCUGCCUCCAAUGCCGGGCUUUAGCUCCGCCGCGCCUCGUUAUGAAAACUGGGAAAUGGACCACUACCAGCACUACUUUUACGACGACCACGAUCCGGACGAGGACUUCUUCAUGUCCACGGCGCCCAGCGAGGACAUAUGGAAGAAAUUCGAGCUGGUUCCGACCCCGCCCAUGUCCCCCAUCCGGCUGCCGGCGGAAGGGUCGGGCAAGGUCGGGCUGCUCUGUCCCUCUCUCGGGGACAAGCUGGAGUGGGUUUCUCAGUUCCUGGGGCAGGAGGACGAGCAUAAUCAGCAGCCGCAGCAGCAGCACGCGCAGGAGCUGCCCUGCAAGCUCGCGACCAGCGGCGACUCCUUCGGCAACCUGAGCUCCAUCAUCAUCCAGGACUGCAUGUGGAGCUGCUUCUCUGCCGGACAGCAGCUGGAGAGGGUGGUAGGGGAGCGUCCUCGGCUCGGCGCCGGAGGCAGCGUUUUGUCUCCGUGGAAAGCCCAGCAGGGUGCCCUCGGCGACACGUGGUUCGCGGGUGGCCUGGCUGCGGACUGCGUGGACCCGGCUGCCGUGCUCAAUUUCCCGCUACCCGGAGGGUGCAAGAGACAGAUUUGGUCCGGUUCGGAGUCGCACACAGACUCCUCAGAUAACGAAGACGAAGACGAUGAGGAUGAAGAGGAGAUUGACGUGGUGACGGUGGACCACAAGCAGCAGCAGCAGCAACAGCAGCAACAGCAGCAGCAGCGUAAACCCCGUCGACUGGUCACCACCCGCAAACCGGUGACCAUAACGGUGCGAGCAGACCCCCACGACCCCGGCACCAAGCGUUUCCACAUCUCCAUCCAUCAGCAGCAACACAACUACGCCGCGCCCUCCCCGGACACUCUCCCCGCGGCUCCCGAGCCCGCCCGGAAGAAGGUCCGACAGCAAGUCCACGCUUCUGCGUCCCAGCCUCCCCAGAACUCUCUCCACAACCAGCCCCGGCCCGGCCACGCGCCUCUGAACUUGGACAGCAGAAAGUCUCACACCGGGGCGAGAUCAGAGUCCCCCAACCUCAGCGCGUCCUCUCCUACCUCGUCCUCGUCGCCUUCGUCUCCACCCAGCUCCUCCUUGUCAUCCCACCAGAGCUUGCCGUCGAAGCCCCCUUCCCGCAUGUCGAGCCCCUUGUCCUCGGACUGCGAGGACACGGACAAGCGCAAGGCGCACAACUUCCUGGAGCGCAAACGGCGCAAUGACCUCCGCUCUCGCUUCCUCUUGCUACGGGACGAGAUCCCGGGGUUGGCGGACUGCGCCAAGACCCCCAAGGUGGCCAUCUUGACCCGAGCUGCGGAGUACCUGCAGCAGCUUCACGCCGCCGAGAGACAGAAGACUCAGGAGAGGAAGCAGCUGAAGGCCCGGCAGCUACAGCUGCUGCAGCGGUUGGCGCAGCUCAAACGCUUCUGAAGGCCGGAAUCGACCGUCGCCUUCACAUGAACACUUGAACUGAAGGUGACUUGCAUAAAGUGGGGAAAACACUGUUCACUAAUCAUGCUGGAUUAGAGGAGUUGGAUUUGUUUUUUCUAUUUUUUGCUGUUUUUUUCUUUAUUUUUUUAUUUUUGAAAACUUUUUUUGUGGUUUGCACAUCAGCUUCUGAGUGACAGAGCUAUCUGGACGGCCGUUUUCCGGCUGGUUUCCUUUUUACUAUCCUGAGAUCUCAAGGGAUUUCUGUUGGAUCUUGCAAGGUGGAAUUUGCAAAAACACUGCUCUCUAAUCAUGUUGGAUUAGAGGAGUUGGAUUUUUCUUUUUUCUUUUUAUUUUUUGCUGUUUUAUUUUUUGUGUGGUUUGCACAUCAGCUUCUGAGUGACAGAGCUAUCUGGACGGCCGUUUUCCGGCUGGUUUCCGUUUUAGUAUCCUGAGGUCUUGAGGGAUUUCUGUUGGAUCUUGCAAGGGGGAAUUUACUCAUGGUCACUCAAUAUUUCUUAAAUGUUACCCCCCAACAAGAACUAUUAAAACGUGUCUUAAAAUAAAGUUGGCAUUGUCAAUUGCUUUGGUCAAAGCCCCUGUUCUUUAGUACCUGGUCAAGAAUGUCAAAAUUCAUGAUUUUGCUAAUAAAUCUUAGUUUUUCAGGCUUCACUAAUGACUAUUUCGUUGUUCUUGUGACAAUGACAAUAAAGAUUUAUCUAUCUCUCUAACCUGCCCUUUUUUCCCCCCUAUUCUUCCCAUUUUCCUUAACAGCAGUUGGUCAGUCUUUGUUUGAAACUGACUUGUAAUGGAGAAGUUUGAGCGACUUUCCCUGCACCCAACCCUCCCUCCUCCAUUUAUUGCCCUAGUACCAUUUACUGCUGCAUGCUACAACAAAAUCCUUGCAGUUACAGCCUCUUUUUUUGUAGCAAUUUCAGAAAACGGGCUAUGUCUGAAAUGAUUUUCAAUACAGGUCAUCUAAAUAAUAAAAAAAAUCACUAAAAUAUUUACUGAGAUUUAUUGUUGUGCCAUGAAGAUCAGCCAAAAGGUGAAUGUCAGCUUAGGUUAAAAUAUUGGCUUAAAUAUUUGUUUUUAAAAAAUAUACCAUCUUCUAAUUGAAGUCAAGAGUUCCAGCUGUAUUUAUUUAAUCUUGCUGUCUGAUUUAUCUUAUUUUUAUUUUUUAUCUAUUUGAUGGAAUGCCUUUAGGAGCCUUUCUAUGUAUGUAAGCUAUCCAGUUGGAUGUUCUGUUUAUAGAUCCUUGACUGUACAGCGAAACCAAAACCUGAGCUGUCUAAGUUUACUCAUCCCAGUUUCUGUAGGGCUUGUUGGCUUUUCAAAGACGACUCAAAAGCUUCUAUUUUUGUUAAUAAAACUCUAAAGGAGGGAAAAAAACCCCGUUGAAAUAAAACACCACUUUGUCACUA
Molecule: messenger RNA, 3423 nt
Organism: Xiphophorus maculatus (southern platyfish)
Lineage: Eukaryota; Metazoa; Chordata; Actinopteri; Cyprinodontiformes; Poeciliidae
Gene: myclb
Product: protein L-Myc-1b-like
Exons: 3
Coding region: 584-2002 (472 amino acids)
Biological process (GO): regulation of transcription by RNA polymerase II
Molecular function (GO): RNA polymerase II cis-regulatory region sequence-specific DNA binding; DNA-binding transcription factor activity, RNA polymerase II-specific; protein dimerization activity
Source: RefSeq, a predicted model, not a curated record